Dreissena polymorpha is the source of this 7568-nucleotide messenger RNA. RefSeq lists its product as uncharacterized. The coding region runs from base 1484 to 6052 and encodes 1522 amino acids. The record is from RefSeq and is a predicted model, not a curated record. Lineage: Eukaryota; Metazoa; Mollusca; Bivalvia; Myida; Dreissenidae. The transcript has 17 exons.
UAUGCCGUCGCAAAGUGAACGUGAAAAUAAAAGACGCAAGACAACAAAAAGAAAGAAAGAGAAAGAAGCGCAGGGCAGCGGUAGCAUUGAAUGCUCUAUGGUUGCUGAGCGAGCGACCUCCAUUCCUCCUUCUAUUCGAAAUGAGGUACAACAUAGGAACGAACAUGCAAAUUUAGCCGUGUUUACGCGUUUGUCUGAGAAAGGGUCACAUUAGAUACGCUAAAAUAUUCCUGAUACUGCUUUAUAGACCGAAUUGUCUAUAUUAAGCGAUCUUUUUUGUUAUAAUAAUAUUUUAACGAAAGUGAUAACACGUUAAUCUUCUUUUUACAACUUAAACUUAAGUUUUUGUUAACUGAAAUCAUGUGGUCAUUAUAGUGCACUUUCAGGCAAUAUUUAAUUUAAGCAGAACAAUAACCGACAGAAUUAUACUAACUCAUACGCAAACAAGAUAAUACUUAAAUAACACAAUACUAAAGUGGUUAACGUGAUAAAUAUCCCGAAACAUAUAUGGUUAACGUAUCCCACCAUAAUCCCCCCAGUUACAAAAAUCUUCGUAAUAUACACUUAUUUCUUUUAAUUUAAGUAUAAAGGUAAAUGGUAAUAAAAUAGUGCUUAUGUUCACUUUAAAAAAAAAGGAUAUCCAUUUUGCGUAUCUACAUACAUUAAUUAUUUUAAGUUCAUUAAAAUAUGUAUUAAUUACUGCUGGUAAGGUUUUCGUUGUUAAAAUUCCUUUAUAAGGGCUCCGGAUUCAUUCUACUAAAAAUGAGAUUAUGCCCCGUAGAAAUAUGGUUUUCAGUCCUAAUAUACAAUUUCAGAGAUAAUAUUAUUGUGGCGAGCACUAUAUGUUCAUGCAUAAAAACAUAUAUCCUUUGUACAAAAAAGGAAGUAGACUGAGGUCAAAAUGUUAGUUUCUAACCCAAGAUAGCAUGAACAUACCGUAAAAAAUGGAUAAAUAUUAUACUAAUGAUAUAUUUUCUGAAAUAUUCUCUGAAAAUAUUCACUUUCAGAGAUAUUAACAACUUUGAGAUAAUUGUUUUUACAAUUACUUUAAAAAUAUAGGUUUAAAAAUGGUUAUAUGUUUCAGUGUACAAGAGUAUUUUUUGUUAUUUGUUUUUAUAACUGAUUUUAUAAUUCUUGGAGAAUUUGUUUCCGUUUUGCUGUAAUAUUUAAGUGUGUAUACACCCAUAAAGAUUAAUGCCAAUAUCAGGAAUAUUUCACAUGUUGGUAAUAUAUUUCAAUGGUUACUUUGCUUUUUUGUUGACAUUAAAGUGUUUGUUAUUGUUAUAGUAAUUGGCAACAUAGUUCGUGGAUCUGCUAUGCUGAUGCAGAAAAAGUGUGAAGAUGUAGUUUACUACCUCUACAUGACUUAAACAACGAUAAAUGAAAAAAAUUGAACAUAUGUAUAAUAAAAUAGUACAUGCAUUGUAUAUGGGAAUUGUAAUUCAGAUGGGUAUAACGCUGAUAAUAUAUAGGAAAUCAACACAUGUACAUGCUAUUUCCAAUCACUUUUCAGCAAGAAAAAAAACUAACAAAAAUCCCACCGAUGAAUACCAAUACGAGGGAAGAAGUGGAUGAAGGCAUCGAGUUUGAUGGAAAUUUAGACUCCACUCGACCCAAACUGGAAACGUUUCCAGGAAACGUUUUAACCAAUACUCAAUAUACGACAAAAGAUGGUGACUCCCGCCCCAUUAUAUAUCCAACCGAGGUAGAUAUACCGUGUUUGGUGUUCCAUAAGGAUUUUGGUAACUCUGCGACAAGCGAAAGUCAGCCAUCCACAGGCGAGGACUUCGGUAGUUAUUUUAGAAGUUGGAACUCUGAUAUAAUCAGAACGACCGCAACAGAAACUGAAAAAGCAGUAAUAGACGACACAGGUGACACGAGAGAUGGAACAUCUAGCUUCAUAAACGCAGUCCAUGAAGUCAGCAUUGGGAACUCAUGUUUUUCAGACAAUCCCACAAGUACUCAGCUGUCAAACGUUCACCACGUGAUCUUCUCCAGCGGAGAAGAACCUGGACGACCGGUAGUCGUAGAUUUAAAUACAUUAACGCAAGAAUUAGAUGCUCAGACAAGCCAAUUUGACAAGUACAAGAUUGAUGUUGCCGGCCUUCCUGCUUAUACAUACAGUCGAACUUCUAUUCAAGAAAUUGAACGGAAAUGCAGAAAACAUCUAACAAAAACAAGAUUCAGUGAACGUGACAGAGAAGCAUUUCUGUCUAAAGAUGUUUAUCUCUUUACCACUGUGAGACAAAAUAACAAGUUUAAGUUUGCCACUUCAAUGGACUGUCGCAUUGAAAUGAAAGAUAUUGCGAAAAAAAUGAACUGUACAUAUGCGCCGUGCGUUUUUGUUAUUCAAUAUAGGCAGCUCCGUAGCGUCGCCCAUAUUUUUGAAGAACUUCAGGAAAAGGGGUUGGAAUUUUGCGUCUUAAUACUUGGUCCUAAAUCUUGUAUUAAUGAUAUGCAAACUUUACACAAGCGACUGGUCGCAUUCGCUUCGAAAAGCGAUGUCUUUAUGAUAGGCCAUCAAUCUUGGAUUACUGAUAUGCAAACUUUACACAAGGGACUUGUCGCAUUUGCUUCGGAAAGUGAUAUGCAAGACGCUGUAGAUGGUCUUCUUGAAAGGUUUUCAUUUUCGGUAGUAAGAAAAUUGAUGGAGCAAAUUGAGAUAGAUGCUAACAUUGUCCCGGAUGUAUGCAAGACAGGUGAUUGUAAUGAGACGUUGCAAGAAAUCUAUCAACAAAUACGGGCGGCGUACAACAACAGUGGGGUACCUGAAGAUGAGCGACCAUUGAUUCCAAACAAUGAUUUCAAUUACCCCUCAAACGUAAACGAAAUUUCUCAGUUUGACCCUCAGGUGCCUGACGAGCCUGCGCCAGCCAGCGUGCUACCCCCUUCCCCCACUGCCACGGUAUCGGUAGCCCCUCACAUGCAGGCCCAAUCCACUAGCAUAGCUCCACCCCCUUCAUUGGAACAAACUCCUGAAAAACGAAUUGUCCUGACCUCCGAGGGCGUUUCAUCAGCGACUGUUGAGACUGCGCCAAAGGUUUUGGCUCCCCCUUCUCUAGGACGGACCGUCACCUUGGUAAGCCCGCCCAGAGUUGUUGCCCCGCCCAAAAAGUCGGAAGCUUCGCCCCCUGUGACCACACCCUUGACAACAGGGGAGGAAACUCCUGUGAAGCCGCCUACCCCGAUCUGUGAUGGUUUUGACCUGGCCAGUCUGGAUGAGCCGUCACCAGACACGCCCAGUUCACCCCUGGGCUACAUCCCACAGAUUGGGCGCGCUCCUGACCCCAGUAUUGAUAAAGAGGGCGCUGAACAUCUGCUGAUGAUGAAGGAGAAGCUGCGUCAAGAACGUGAGGAUGCCUCGAAAAUGGAGGAACAGACAAAAAUCUUCAAUCAAGAACAUGAUCAAAUCAAAGGUUCAGAGACAAAUAAACAAAUUUCUCAGUUUGACCCCCAUGUACCUGACGAGCCUGCGCCAGCCAGUGUGCUACCCCCACCCCCCGCUGCCACGGUAUCGGUAGCCCCUCCCAUGCAGGCCCAAUCCACUAGCAUAGCUCCACCCCCUUCAUUGGAACAAACUCCGGAAAAACGAAUUGCCCUGACUUCCGAGAUCGUUUCAUCAGCGACUGUUGAGACUGCCCCAACGGUUUUGGCUCCGCCUUCUCUAGAACGGACCGUCACCUUGGUAACUCCGCCAAUUUUAGCCCAAACACCGGGUAGUGUUACCCCUCGGACGAACAUUAACGACAUUCUGAAACAAGCAAGAGUGCAUUCUGCAAAUUUAGUCGAAGAGGAAAAAGUGGAGAAACCUACGCCUCCUCCACCGAGUUCAACGUUAGUCAGAGAAGACACUCCAAGAAACGUCUUAACCAAUCCUCAAUAUACGACAAAGGAUGAUGACUCCCGACCAAUUGUAUAUCCAACCGAGGUAGAUAUACCGUGUUUUUUGUCCGAGAAGGAUUUUGGUGCCUCUGCGACAAGCAAAAGUCAGCUAUCCACAGGCGCGGACUUCAGUCGUUAUUUUAGAAGUUGGAACUCUGAUAUAACUGGAACCACCGCUAAAGAAACCAAAAUAGCAGUUAUAGACAACACAAGCAACACGAGAUUUGGGACAUCUAGCUUCAUAAACGCCACCCAUGAAGUUAGCAUAGGGAACUCAUGUUUUUCAGACAAUCGCUCAAGUACUCAGCUGUCAAACGUUCACCACGUAAUGUCCCCCAGCGGAGAAAUACCUGGACGACCGGAAGUCGUAGAAUUGAAUACAUUAACUCAAGAAUUAGAUGCUCAGACAAGCCAUUUUGACAAGUACAAGAUUGAUGUUGCCGGCCUUCCUGCUUAUACAUACAGUCGAACUUCAAUUCAAGAUAUUGAACGGAAAUGCAGAAAACAUUUAACAAAAACAAGAUUCAGUGAACGUGACAGAGAAGCAUUCCUGUCUAAAGAUGUUUAUCUGUUUACAACUGUGAGACAAUACAACAAGUUUCAGUUUGCCACUUCAAUGGAUUGUCGCAUUGAAAUGAAAGAUAUUGCGAACACAAUUAACUGUACAUAUGCGCCGUGCGUGUUUGUUAUUGAAUAUAAGCAGCUCCGUACCAUUGCCUAUAUUUUCGAAGAACUUCAGGAAAAGGGAUUGGAAUUUUGCGUCUUAAUACUGGGUCAUAAAUCUUGUAUUAACGAUAUGCAAUCUUUACACCAGCGGCUUGUCGCAUUCACUUCGGAAAGUGAUAUGCAAGACGCUGUAGAUGAUCUUCUUGAAAGGUUUUCAUUUUCGGUAUUAAGAAAAUUGAUGGAGCAAAUUGGGAAAGAUACUAACAUUGGCCCGAAUGAAUGCAAGACAGGUGAUAGUAAUGAGACGUUGCAAGAAAUCUAUCAACAAAUACGAGCGGCGUACAACAACAGUGAGGUACCUGAAGAUGAGCGACCAUUGAUUCCAAAAAACGAGUUCAAUUACCCCUCAAACGUAAAUGAAAUCAGCGCUAGAGUUCUUCAAAUACAAGGUGUUUUUGCCUGUUUUAAAAACAACGGGCGACUGAAGAUAUAUAUUGAUAACACAGCUGUAAAAUCUGAAAGUGAGUGUACAAAUGAGGUUAUACAUAUUCUUGCUGUUUGUGGAUUCGACAAAUACUCGGUCUUUGUCGGUAGUUUGGAGCGUUAUUGGCAAGCUGGCGAUGCCAUUUCGAAUCCUCAGAUUGAGGCUACGUUAGGAGGAUUUGCUAAUAAGUGCAUCGUUUUAUCGCCACCUAUUAACCACUAUCAACAAGAAAAUGUACAGGUCCACAAUGACGAGCCCAUACUGGUAGCUCUAAUAUCUCGCCAUGUAGCUACACAUUUACAGUCUGGUGAUCUUAAAGUUUCCGACAAGAUCCUAGGACAUAUUGAUUAUAUACAUGAUUUGGAUUGGCUCGAUAUCGUACCAGUGGAUGUCGCUAAGGAAUUUCAUAACGAAUGCGAGACACGGUUUCGAACGGAAGAUGGAAUUUUGAAACAUGCAGAACUUAGCGGGUAUACAUUAGAAAAUCGAUCGCCAGUUCACAUUUGGGGAGCAAAAUCGGCACCUGGUUUGGGAAUUCUAUCAGAAUGUGACCCAAGCGAAUCAAAUAAUUACAUUUUUGUUGCGAGUCGAUCCGAUGAAAAUGUUUUCUGCGUCCCCGGUGACAGUGGUUCUAUUGUUUGUAGCAGGGACAGAAAAGGCCGAUUGUUUGCAUUAGCAAUCCUUAUUGGUAAAUUUAACCCAUCGAAAAUAAUAGAGCAAUCGCAGCAAAAUGGAAACUAUGCCAACAAAUACGAUGACAUUUCAGCAGAGGAGCAAAAACAAGAGUCCAACGAGCAUGCACAAAACAAAAAUGAGCAAACUACAUGCAUGGGAGACGAGACAGCACACGGAACAGACAAUCGCACGUUGAUAACUGAAACACUGAUAGAAAGCAGAGAAGGUCUAAAACUAGAGCCAACAUUUGUGGCGCUCAAUCUCUUAAACGCAUUUAAAGGGUUGUCUGAGAAAUACAAUUCUGAAUUCAGACUCUGUAGAGAAAAGGAAGAAGUGACAGCUUAAACAUAUGUAACUUAUUACGUCUAACCCGACGCACAAAUCAUACAAAUAUGUUCGAUUUUCGGACAAAUGUUACAAAAAUAUCUUCAAUAAGACCUACAUACACUUGAAGACUUUUCUACCGCAACACUUUUCAAACUUGAUAAUCUCAGUUAAGAUUAUGAUUUAAAAAAAUAUAUGUGAUCAUUUGACUAAAUUCUGAGCAAGCUUACGAUAAAAUCAUCCAUCCGUAAACCCACCUAAAUUGAUGAAAUUGAAAUAUAUUUAGAAUAAUAUCGCGUGUCAACAUUUCCACGUGCAAGAAGAUGAAACCAUACAUACCCCUCAUGCUAAAGCAUCCGAUCCUUACGGAUGAAUGAUUUUAUCGUAAGGUUGCUCAAAAUGUAGUCAACUGAUUAAAUGUAAAAAAUGUAUUCAAAAUCUUUAGUCAUAUCUGAGAUAUUCAAGAUUGAAAAGUGUUGCGUAAGAAAAAACUCCAAGUGUUUUGAAAGUGCUUAUAUAAAAAAUAGUAUUUACGAUCUUAUUUUCUUUUGUUCAAAACAGAAGGAGCGCUGAUAAAUACAAAAGCUACAGCUAAAAUUCCAAAGAAUUUGUUUCAGAAAAUAUAAGAUAUUGGAAAGAACAUUGCAAAUAGGUUUCUGCUGCACAGCACAAAACUCUUGCAUGCACACUAGACAUUUACUCAGUUGGAUACCCCGUACAUCUGUUUAGAAUCGUUCGUUCGACGUAUACUCAAUUUUAAAUCUCCAUAAAAAAACAAUAGUAAUUUUUGGCAUAAAAAAUAUGUUGGAUGUUGCGUCGUUUUCAACAGUAUUUUCUUUUGUGUUGAUUUAAUAAGUAUAAUAAUGAUCACGAGUGCUUAUGUUAGCAAAUUUUAUUUUUAGUGUUAUAGUAAAUAUGUGUCAUGUGUAAUAGCCAAUUGUUACCAUUCUUUAUGUUGUCAACCCUGUAUAGUAACUGUAAACGAUAGAAAUAAUUGAACGUGACAGUAGAUGUAAAAGUUGGCCUUUAAGAGUGAAAGAAAAGUUUGGUGAUUUUGGUCUGCAUUCAUACGUCCAAUUGCCUUUUAAUUGUAAACAUGUAUUAUCUGAUUUAAGACUUGUACUUUUGAACAGACCUGUUGAUCAAUGGAAUAAUGAUCUGCAGAGAGUUAAUGGUGUAAAUGGUAAUGUACGUAAUAAAUUACGAACAUAAAGGCUCUUUAAAGAUCAUUAUCAGGUUGAAAAUUAUUGUAGACUUACUCUUCCAGUUCCGCAUAGAUUGGCUUUAGCCAAGUUUAGGUGCGGUGUUGCCCCAUUAAGACUGGAAACUGGGCGCUAUGAAAAUGUAUCGAAAAAUGAAAGAGUAUGUCCAUUAUGUUUUAGUGCUGUGGAGUCAGAAUCUCAUGUUCUCUUAGAAUGAUCUACAUAUUUGUAUGAUAAAAACUUAUUAAUUGAAAAGGCUAAUAUGGUAAAUUGUAGCUUUCAUUCGCUAAACAACACUGAUAAACUCGAGUUCUUGUUUACACACCCAGAUAUGA